AUGCUAUUGCAGGAGGAGGAGAAGGAGAAGGAGGAGGAGGAGGAGUACCAAGCAAUGCUGUGGAUGAUAAGGAGAGGUGACACCAAAGAUCAUCCUCUAACCCAAUGGUUCUUGAACUUCUCUGAGGCUGAUGAGCUCUUAAAACUUGCAGCAGCUCGCCAGCAGUGUGAUCCAAAGAUUAUUCAUAGGGAUGUGAAGGCAAAAAAUAUCUUGCUUGAUGAUUAUUGUGAGGCUGUGGUGGGAGAUUUUGGGUUGGCAAAGCUAUUAGACCACAUGGAUUCAUAUGUGACAACAACAGUGAGAGGCACUGUGGGGGCACAUAGCCCCUGA
Molecule: messenger RNA, 330 nt
Organism: Glycine soja
Lineage: Eukaryota; Viridiplantae; Streptophyta; Magnoliopsida; Fabales; Fabaceae
Product: protein NSP-INTERACTING KINASE 1-like
Exons: 3
Coding region: 1-330 (109 amino acids)
Biological process (GO): protein phosphorylation
Molecular function (GO): ATP binding; protein kinase activity
Source: RefSeq, a predicted model, not a curated record